This is a messenger RNA of Mugil cephalus (flathead mullet), 837 nucleotides long. Its product is annotated as claudin-4-like. Gene Ontology annotation, biological process: bicellular tight junction assembly; cell adhesion. The coding region runs from base 223 to 837 and encodes 204 amino acids. Lineage: Eukaryota; Metazoa; Chordata; Actinopteri; Mugiliformes; Mugilidae. The record is from RefSeq and is a predicted model, not a curated record. Gene Ontology annotation, cellular component: bicellular tight junction; plasma membrane. Gene Ontology annotation, molecular function: structural molecule activity. The transcript has a single exon.
CUGAGAGAAAUCACCACUUCUGGAUUCAGUAACAGGAGCAGCAGCUACAAUCUGUGGAGAAGACAUCCCUGGUGGACAAACGACUGACAACGAAGAGAUUAAAGAAAGAAACAAAGACUGUGAAGUAAAGUUGGAAACAAGGAAAAUCAAACGGAAGAAAAUCUUGACUUUACUUGAACCAAGAAGACAUAAAGAACACAUAAAGUAGCACCUGGGAGCAUAAUGGUGUCUUUUGGACCUGAGCUCACCGGUAUCUCUCUGUCAGUGCUGGGCUGGGUGCUGAGUGUGAUCAGCUGUGCUCUGCCAAGAUGGGUGCUCUUGGACUACAGGAUGGAAUGGGUUGGUCUGUGGAUGAGUUGCGAUCCCCAGAGCACAGGACAGAUGGAUUGUUUCGAUUGGUUAAACGAUCAUGAAGUGCAGACCCUCAGAGCACUCUCUGUCCUCGCCAUCAUCUUGGGAGUGGUGGGAGUCUUCAUAAACAUUGUGAGAGCAAAGUGCACCAACUGCAUUGAUAAUAAGAGGGUCAAAGCCAGGUUGAUGGUUUCCUCUGGAGGGAUGUUCAUCACUGCAGCUCUGUUUCAACUGGUGACUGUUUUCUGGACAGUACAUGACAUCAGAUGGUGGUAUCCUGAACCUAGAGAGAAGAUCGGGGUAUCUGUGUAUCUGAGUUGGGCUGCCUCUGUCCUGAUGCUUAUUGGAGGGUCCAUUCUCUGCUGCAUCUGCCCUCCAGAAGAAAAACCAAGAAAGUACAACAUACAUGGUAAAAGUUAUGUUGAAUACUCUGUGGCUUCGAGGUCAACAACUCAAAGCUCCAACAUCAAAAUACAUGAGGUGUGA